Messenger RNA from Schistosoma bovis, 318 nucleotides. NCBI's taxonomy places the organism in Eukaryota, Metazoa, Platyhelminthes, Trematoda, Strigeidida, Schistosomatidae. The record is from the annotation of a GenBank genome assembly.
AUGGUAAAUGUGUCUAGACUAGCCCUUAUAUUUGGGCUUUGUGGACUUGUACACGCUGCUUUCUCAGCUGCACAGCAUCGUUCAUAUAUUCGUCUAACUGAUCAGGAGUAUAUCUCGUUACCGACAGACAUUGUUGUUCAGAUAUUUAUCUCAUUCAUUGCUGUGUGCGUAGGAGUUGUUGGUCUUUCUGGAACUUUAAAGGAAAUAGAAGCCGCCUCAGAAUUUAGAGAGAAAACUUGGGAUUCACUUGGAAAUCAUCCAUCAUUCUAUAUCUUCCAUCACCGCAGACUCCCUUGUUUGUCACAAACUACUCAUUAG